Molecule: messenger RNA, 1832 nt
Organism: Salvelinus sp. IW2-2015
Lineage: Eukaryota; Metazoa; Chordata; Actinopteri; Salmoniformes; Salmonidae
Product: E3 ubiquitin-protein ligase TRIM35
Biological process (GO): protein ubiquitination
Cellular component (GO): cytoplasm
Molecular function (GO): protein binding; ubiquitin protein ligase activity; zinc ion binding
Source: RefSeq, a predicted model, not a curated record
GCUCAGAACAAGCACACAUCUCUCCAUCAUGGCUGCCACCUGGACCCUGGAGGACGACAUGUCCUGCCCUGUGUGCUGCGAUGUUUUCACUGACCCUGUYGUGCUGGGCUGCAGCCACAGCUUCUGCAGGAGCUGCCUGGARAGCUACUGGAACACMCAGGUCAUCAAAAAGUGCCCCGUCUGCCGCCACCAUUCCCUAACCGACGCUCCACCCAGUAACCUGGCUCUGAGGAACAUCGUGGAGACCUUUGCGAGGGAGAGGAGCCACAAUACCACCAAGCAGGAGGAGACGAGAGAYGGGGAGAAGGAGAGCCAGGGAAGGAGGGAGUCAGGAMGGAGGAGUGGGUUGGUACGGGAUGGGGAUGAAAGGUGCYGUCUCCAUMGGAAGAGGUUGUUGUUGUUCUGUGUGYAGGACKAGGAGGCUCUGUGUGCGGUGUGUCAGACCUCCAGGAGACACAGGAGCCAUCAGCUCUGCCCUGUGGACGAGGCUGCUCAGGAACUCAAGGAGGAAGUGAAAGCAUCUAUCAUCCCUCUGAGGAGGAAGUUGGAGACAUUCCAAAAGUUGAAGGAGGAUUGCAUGAAAACAGCAGAACACAUCAAGAGCCAGGCCAAGCAAACAGAAAGGAAGAUAAGAGAUGAGUUUGUGGAGCUGCAUCAAUUCCUGCGUCUGGAGGAAGUUGUCCGGCUGUCUGCCCUCUCUGAGGAGGUGGAGAUGAAGACAGUUAUAAUGGCAGAGAAGAUUGAACACCUGGCCAAAAAGAUGACCUCCCUGACCAGCAACAUCAGAGAGAUAGAACAGGAUAUAGAGGCAAACGACCUUCCAUUUCUCCAGGCUUACAAGAACAACAAAGCAAGGGCCAACUGUACAUUGCAGGAUCCAGAGCCUGUAUCAGGGGCAUUGAUCGAUGUGGCCCAACACCUGGGCAAUCUGAGGUUCAAGAUCUGGGAGAAGAUGCAGGAGAAGGUGCAAUACACCCCAGUGACUCUGGACCCCAACACUGCGGCCCCCUGGCUCUCUCUCUCAGACGACCUGACCAGUGUGUGCGUCAGUGGAGAGAAGCAUCACGUCCCCAACAACCCAGAGCGCUGUGACACGUGUGUUUGCGUGCUGGGGGCCGACCCCUUCAGUUCCGGCAGUCACUUUUGGGAGGUGGAGGUGGCGGGUAAGACCAGAUGGGACCUGGGGGUCCUGAGAGAGAGUGUGCGUAGGAAAGGGGUCCUGAGUGUGAACCCUGUCCACGGGUUCUGGGCCCUGUCACUGAGGGACGGCGGCCAGUACAGCYCCUGCACCAUGCCCUGGACCCGUCUCACUCUGAAGAGGAGGCCCAGGAGGGUCAGAGUGUGUCUGGACUAUGAUGCGGGAGAGGUGACUUUCUAUGACCCCACUGACAUGUCACUCAUCUAUACAUUCAGGGACAKGUUUAAAGAGCCAUUGUUGCCCUACCUCUGUCCCUGUGUGAGUGACAGCGGCCGCAAUGCUGAGCCACUAAAGAUAUGCCCUGCCAAAGUGUCAUUGGUUCAUGAUGUUGGUGAGAAAGUURUGUAGAUUACAAUAUGUAUUUUUUAGAGGAGACAUUGCUAAUGCAUCCAUAUGUCUCACUAUCUAUUAUUAACACAAUGGAUGUAUAUUUUCUAUAUAUAUAUAUAUAUGUUUGGGUAUAUGUGAAUGGAACAAUUCUUAUCCUAUAUAAUAUCAUAAGUCAUAUUUUCUUGGUGUGUGUCAAAUGGCAAGAUAAAUUAAACAAAAAAUGUGAUCAUUACUUAAUAUUAGUGUUAAUAUUCUGUAAGACUUGUUCUAAAUGCUUAUGAAUGAUCAUGCUUAUAAAUGCUUA